AUGAAGGUCUCCAACUUUAUUUCUCUCUAUAAUCCGCGGCUGUCACUGCUACUGCUGCUGCUGCUGUUGCUUCUUUUGUGUUACGCCGCUGAUAUUAGUGAUGCUGCUCUACAGCCAGCUGUGGCGCUAUUUGAUAGUGAGCAUACUCAGAUUUUAUCCGUUACAAAAUGGCGUGAGAUUGACUUUGGUGUACGGAGUAGCAUAGGUCAUGGUAAGCGGCCAGCGAAGGUGUUUGCCCUUCAGACAACCAUUGGCAUUUCUGGAAACAUGAAAACUGUAGCUGAUUCAAGAGGUGCAAGAGAUUUGUUUUUGAUUCCUUACUGUUCUCUAUCCAGUGACACUGCGUCUACUGGGAAUAUCAAUUCUUGCUCACUGGAUGAUUAUGAAGGGUAUAUAUUACUGCGUUUUCGUGGUGGAUGGGAAGGAGUUUUUGCAGCAUCACUCUGGCGGGACUCAACUAUGAAUUCAAAUGUUAUGUCUGCCGUUCAUUUUUUCAAGGCCAUCGCCAAUGAUAGUAGUUUGACCUUCCCAUUUGAUUUGGAACGAUCAAGUUCAAAGGUUUCCUCAGCUCUUUCCCGUCGGUAUGAGCUCUCUGAGAAUUGUGGUGAUUUCACAGAUGAAUGCUUUCAAGGCCGCUACAUGACCUAUACAACGAGUUUUAAGGAAAUACCAUUAGAUAGAUUUACUGGGAGAAUGAUAUUUCAUGUGGGUGUAGAAGGUGGUUGGAAUGGGCCGUGGACUCUACGACUACAAAGCACGAUGCUUCAUGACUCCUCUACGUAUGUUGACAUUGUUAUGGUUUUGGUGGACAAAAAUGGACCCCUUAAAUGGUAUUUAUGGUUAAAUUCAACUUUUUUGGGAAAUGUGCUGCUGGUAGUUUUCUGCUUAGUGUGGGUGCUCUGUUUUAUAGUGGGAGUUAAGGAAUUAGGUAUGCGGCUUUCAGUAUUGGUUCCACUGAACGAACGCUAUGUCACUGUUCUAUAUGAAGAUAUUGAUGAUGAUGAUCAUCAGUGCAUCUCUCUCUACCGCAUCAUGCUCGCAACGCAGGAGAUAUUUUUAAAAAUUCUUAAUCAGUUAUUUUUGUUACAAUGCGCAUUUUUGAAUCGUCUCCAGUGUUGUUGUUCAUGGCGCUGGGGACAGCGACGACGACGAUGGAUGCAUGAUUUCACACAACCAAACUCUGAAGAUGUGGUGGUGGAGAAUGCAAACAAUGAAACUGGUUCACGUGAGGUAGAAAUGGAAAAUGUCGCUUUAAACCCUAGUAGCAGUGGCACGAAUAAGAACAAUAAUAACGAUCAAACGCAUGAAGAAGAGGGAAUACAACAAAGAGAAGAAAGAGGGGAGCGAGAAAACGACGACGACGAUGAUGAUGAUGAUGAUGAGAUUUUAUGCCGUAUAUGCCGUUGCUCCAAACCUGUGGAAGAGUUAUUUGCGCCUUGUUCUUGUGAUGGAUCUUCCAAGUAUGUUCAUAAAAGUUGUUUAGAAAAGUGGCGUACUAUGACUUCAAAUGAGGAACAUAAAAGAGUUUGUGCAGAGUGUAAAACACCCUAUGUUUUGAUGUUAGAAAGGAUUCCAGUAUCACCUGAUGAAUUUCUUAAUAGUCCGAUAUGUGUACCAGCAUGUCGAGCGUUCGUUUCGCGUGCCGCCAUGAUGCUGCUAUUUGUGCUUCUUCUAUGGAUUGGUGGUUAUUACUUAAAAUUCUGCAUGUAUCUUGUUACUGGACUUGAUGAUGGAGUUAUAUGGUCUUCUGCACACCUUUAUCAUUGGGUUCUGGGGCUGUACUAUAUAAUUGCACUCUGUCUCAAUAUGCAUGCUCUCGAGUAUGUUUUACGCGAUUUUUCUGAAUCGUGGCAGCAGAUGCUAAUUCUUCUUAUUUCUGUAGCUGUUGUUGAGAUUCCUCUCAGUUACGUAGGACAAAUAGUAUUGUCGUGGUUGCUAAAUAGGUCAUGGUCAUUUGAGGUAUCAUAUGGAUUAGGCAUAAUGGUCACAGCUGUCUUAUACGUUGAGGUACUUCCUCACUUAUACGAGCAUUUACAAUCUCUUUUAACAGUACGUGUUGUGGUUGCUCCUCGUACAGAAAGUGUACGAAAUAGGGAAAUUCUGUAA
Molecule: messenger RNA, 2106 nt
Organism: Trypanosoma theileri
Lineage: Eukaryota; Euglenozoa; Kinetoplastea; Trypanosomatida; Trypanosomatidae
Exons: 1
Coding region: 1-2106 (701 amino acids)
Molecular function (GO): zinc ion binding
Source: RefSeq, a predicted model, not a curated record